Akanthomyces muscarius is the source of this 909-nucleotide messenger RNA. RefSeq lists its product as uncharacterized. The coding region runs from base 1 to 909 and encodes 302 amino acids. The transcript has a single exon. The record is from RefSeq and is a predicted model, not a curated record. Gene Ontology annotation, molecular function: L-ornithine transmembrane transporter activity. Gene Ontology annotation, biological process: mitochondrial L-ornithine transmembrane transport. Lineage: Eukaryota; Fungi; Ascomycota; Sordariomycetes; Hypocreales; Cordycipitaceae.
AUGGGCGCGCCCGUCGUCGAGCUCGACCCCCCACAGGGCCCCUCCCAGGCCGUCAAGGACCUCUUCUCCGGCGCCAUGGGCGGCGUCGCGCAGGUCCUCAUCGGCCAGCCCUUUGACAUUGUCAAGGUGCGCCUGCAGACCACGUCGCAGUACGCCGGCGCCCUCGACGCCGCCAAGUCCAUCUACCGCAACGAGGGCGGCCUCGCCUUCUACAAGGGCACCCUGACGCCUCUCAUCGGCAUCGGCGCCUGCGUCUCGGUCCAGUUCGCCGCCUUCCACUCGGCCCGCCGCUGGUUCGAGGAACGCAACGGCACGCUCCCCGGCCAGCGCCUCGCCUACUCGCAGUACUACGCCGCCGGCGCCUUUGCCGGCGUCGCCAACACGGUCCUCUCCAGCCCCAUCGAGCACAUCCGCAUCCGCCUGCAGAGCCAGCCGCACGGCGCGGGCCGCCUGUACUCGGGCCCCGUCGACUGCGUGCGCAAGCUCGUCGCGCACCAGGGCGUCCUUGGCGGCCUCUACCGCGGCACGUCCGUCACACUCAUGCGCGAGGCGACGGCGUACGGCGCGUGGUUCACGGCGUUUGAGUGGAUGAUGAACAGCGACGCGCGCCGCACGGGCGUCGACCGCAAGGACGUCCCCGGCUGGAAGAUUGCCAUGUACGGCGGCCUCGCGGGCGAGUUCCUCUGGCUCGCGUCGUACCCCUUUGACGUCAUCAAGAGCAAGAUGCAGACGGACGGCUUCGGCGCCGGCCAGAAAUACAGCUCCAUGCGCGCCUGCUUCGCGGCGACGUGGAGGGCCGACGGCCUCGGCGGCUUCUGGAAGGGCAUCGGCCCGACCCUGCUGCGCGCCAUGCCCGUCAGCGCGGGGACGUUUGCGGUGGUGGAGAUGACGAUGCGCGCGCUGGGCUAG